UAACAGAAAUAUUUAUUACACUUAGUUUUAUCAAAUAUUUAAUACUUUUAUUAAUGUAUUUAUACUGAAAAAAUAAUACAUGUGAUGUUAAAUUAAAAAUUGCUGUAUUAGCAUUCAAAAUACUCUAUUGAAAAUUUUUUAAUAUUAUUUAAGUAAAAUGAUAGAAUUAGAUGCCAGAGAUUUUUCAGGCACUUGGAGUAAAGGUGGAUCAGCUCCGGUUCUUUUACCAGCAGUUGUUGCUGCUCUUACUAAAAAUAAAAAAAAUUCAAUUAGUGUUGAACGGCGUCAAUCGGGUGAUGACAUACUUGCAAAAGGAACUCCAAAAGUACAAUUGUUGAAAAAUAAAUCUCAACAAACACAGUCUCCCCCACAAAAUAUACAAAAUACACAAAAAAGGCUAUCACCAAAACCACGUACGGCACAAUCACCUUCUCACACUAGAAAAACAAAUGUUCUCUUAGAUGCUUUUCGACCACGUUCUAAAUCUGAUGCUGCUUCUAAAAAAAACAGUACAAUAAUGUUCCAAAUGAAAAAUUCUAUUCAGGUAAAUUUUGGAGCCUAAUAAUUAUAUUAAUAAAUUUUA
This is a messenger RNA of Daktulosphaira vitifoliae (grape phylloxera), 583 nucleotides long. RefSeq lists its product as uncharacterized. The record is from RefSeq and is a predicted model, not a curated record. Bases 158 to 562 code for a protein of 134 amino acids. The transcript is spliced from 2 exons. Lineage: Eukaryota; Metazoa; Arthropoda; Insecta; Hemiptera; Phylloxeridae.